GUAGAUUAUUUUGUCAACUAAUUGUUAAAAAAAAUGGCGCUUGCGAGCGUGCUGCAGGGUGAGUAUGCAGAUUUUAACAGCCACAGCGGCCGUCCGUUCUCCUUCGCCUCCGAGUCGGAUGGUCUGAGUUUCUCGGUGAAAGCUUCACUGCACGGCGAGGAUGCGGAGGGCCCUGAGAGGAAGAUCGAGUUUCUCCAUGGAACCACCACCCUGGCCUUUAAAUUCCAGCAUGGUGUCAUCGUGGCAGUGGACUCGCGCGCCACAGCAGGCUCCUACAUCGCUUCACAGACAGUGAAGAAAGUGAUUGAAAUCAACCCGUAUCUCCUGGGCACCAUGGCGGGUGGCGCUGCCGACUGCAGCUUCUGGGAGCGCCUGCUGGCUCGGCAGUGCCGCAUCUACGAGCUGCGCAACAAGGAGCGCAUCUCAGUGGCCGCCGCCUCCAAGCUGCUGGCCAACAUGGUGUACCAGUACAAGGGGAUGGGCCUCAGCAUGGGCACCAUGAUCUGUGGAUGGGACAAGAGGGGCCCAGGGCUGUACUAUGUGGACUCUGAGGGCAACCGCAUCUGUGGCGACCAGUUUGCCGUGGGCUCCGGCUCCAUGUAUGCCUACGGUGUGCUUGACAGCGGCCUGCGACCUGACCUGACUGUGGAGGAGGCCUGUGACCUGGGCCGCCGUGCCAUCUACCAGGCGACAUACCGGGAUGCCUACAGCGGGGGCACCGUCAACCUGUAUCACGUACACAGCCAGGGCUGGGAGCGUGUGUCCCAGGAUGAUGUGCUGCAGCUGCACCAGCAGUUCCAGUCCAAGCAGGCCUAAGAAGUGGACUGGAUUUCAUAAAGGGGUGGGCUCUGUGAAGGGAGAGGGUCUGUUCCAGGAGCUGAUCCAGCAGAAAAGCUGAACCAUGGGGCACAAAGACACACACACACAUUAACUGUUGUGGUUCAAAAGAUGUUACCAUUAGUUUACCCUGCUAGUGUAAUGGGGGUUAAAGAGAGGGUCAGUGGAUGUAAACUGCAGAACAGAUAGUGGAAACUACAGUACCAAGCUACUUAAGAUGCACACCACAGUUAACGGUUUCAGCUUCAUUUGUCGUGUUUGAUGCUCUUUUAUCAUUAUUAAUGGGGUGCAGUACUUCACUGUGCCAUGCGGGACUUGGGGGUGCUGUGUUCCACUAGAUGAAUAUGCAGUCAGACCUCUCAUUGGCUCUGAGUCACUGACUCUCUUCGUUGAGUUUGUUUUUCACUGGGAACAUCUUUCUUGAAUAAAGCCUGGUUGUUUUGUGUUUUGACUCGCUGGGAUCUCUGUUCGAUGUUUAUGUCUUUGCUUGUGUAUUUGUUUCCUGUGAUCGAUUCGUUCAUCUCUGCAGGAGCUGUCCUUUUCAGUUCGAUUUAAGAAAAAGCCAUUUGAAUCAUUCAGUUCCAUGUGUUUAUUUGCCCAUAUCCUCCAUUUUCUCUUUUGAGUCCCCAGGCAA
Scleropages formosus (Asian bonytongue) is the source of this 1471-nucleotide messenger RNA. It is a transcript of the gene psmb5, whose product is annotated as proteasome 20S subunit beta 5. The transcript has 3 exons. The record is from RefSeq and is a predicted model, not a curated record. Gene Ontology annotation, cellular component: proteasome core complex; cytoplasm. NCBI's taxonomy places the organism in Eukaryota, Metazoa, Chordata, Actinopteri, Osteoglossiformes, Osteoglossidae. Bases 34 to 816 code for a protein of 260 amino acids. Gene Ontology annotation, molecular function: threonine-type endopeptidase activity.